Molecule: messenger RNA, 6255 nt
Organism: Neoarius graeffei (lesser salmon catfish)
Lineage: Eukaryota; Metazoa; Chordata; Actinopteri; Siluriformes; Ariidae
Product: rho GTPase-activating protein 7
Exons: 14
Coding region: 356-3520 (1054 amino acids)
Biological process (GO): actin cytoskeleton organization; regulation of Rho protein signal transduction; signal transduction
Molecular function (GO): GTPase activator activity; lipid binding; protein binding
Source: RefSeq, a predicted model, not a curated record
CACUCCGCAGACACGAGUGUGUGUAUGCAUGUGUGUGUUAAUUAUGGUCGCACAGAUGGAGAAGCAUCUUUCACUCUGAAACAAGAGGUUUCCUACUCAACCCUUAUUUCCUUUUCAGGCGACUUUGACCCCUAGUUUGUGUGUGUGGAGGGAAAACAUUUUCUCUUUUUUCCCCUCCCUCACACUCACACUCUCUCACAUGCUUGGAGGAGAGUGUGUGCCAAAUUACAUACAGACUUUUUUGCAUCAAGGGUGAAAACUUUCUUCCUCUUGCUCCAGUCAGUUGUCUAACCUCACUCGUGUCUCUCGGCAGAUGGAGUAAGGGAAGAGUGUUGAGCGGUUUUCAGAACACCACAUGGAUAUGGCACACACGGUAAAAACUCCACUACGGAGGUCCUUCAGCGAGCAUGUGAAGGACUCGACCAAUAAGGCUUGGGAUAUAUUCUGGAGAAGUGCACGUGAGAAACGGCUAUCAGAAAUUGAAGCAAAGGAGGCAUGCGAUUGGCUCCGAGCUGCCGGCUUCCCUCAGUAUGCACAGCUUUUCAAAACUUGCCACAUUCCUAUUGACAUAGACUGGGUAAAGAGUGAUCAUGAAUUCCUGGAUAGUGACACAUUAGACACUCUCUGCAGGAGACUAAACACCUUAAACAAAUGUGCGGAGAUGAAGCUGGAUCUGAGCAGAUUCAAACGCAGAGGUGAAGUCGAUGACGAUGUGGAGCCCUGUGCCAUCAGCCCGAAGUGGUCCUAUGACCAAAAGUGUAGGCGCUGGAUACGCACAGAUGGUAUGGACUUUCUGCCAUCUGUGGACAGCCCUAUCUCAGGUCUGAGAAGGUCUGAAAGCUGUGAGGCUUCUCUGUCAGACAGCAGUGAGCACCAUGAGAUUCUCUCCAUGCACAGCUCCAGCAGUGCUGACAGCGAUGGCGGUGGUACCAGCCUCAAAACUUCAGAAGAUCCUGAGACAAGCCGAAGCUCCUCUAGAUGCUCCUCAACUUACAAACACUUGUCCCCAGACAGCUCCUUCAGUGGACCUCCAUCCCCAGGAGAGCCUCAUAACUUCAGCAUUGAAGAACGCUUCCUUGAGAAGCCUCCUAUGAAGAAGGGGCAGAGCCUUCUUCGCAAGAUGGACAAGCUCCGACUCCGAGGGUCAACCCUACGGCCCCAUGCCCAAAGUGGGAAAUCACGGUUAGUCAUAAGUAGUCCUAUACUACAGGAUGGUCAUGCGGAGGUGAAGCAUGAGGAGCUCCAACAUCUUAACAUUUCAGGACUCCCGGAUAAGCCAUGUAGCCCAGUGUCUUGUGCACCACCUUAUGGCUCCAGCAGCAGUCCUUCAGAGAACAGCAGUGCAGUAAGUACACCCAGUCCAGUCACCAAGGUUCGUAGUAACUGCAAAAGACAGAACAUUCAAUCACAGGCAAAAGAACAAGCCUGUGUUGGUGAGCAGGAGAUCCCCAACCAACAAAAUCUUAAUGGUAACACCAUCUUUGAGAUUCCACACGGUCACAAGCCCGGCACUUUUCCCACGAUUUUGCAUAACACUGUGCUAUCACCUGUUGAUUACACCUCUGUCAACUGGAGGACCGGAAGCUUUCAUGGAUGCCAUCGGCGUAGAUGUCGGAGCAGUACAGCCAAAGACCAAGAACCACCAUGCAGUCCUCUGGUGGCACAUGACCAUCGUGUUAGCAUUUAUGACAAUGUCCCAGAUCAUGUGCAAAUUAUCAGUGACGAUGUGUUUUCAGCCUUGGAUAGUGUCAUGGAAAGUAUUACUGGAUUACAGCAACUGGUCACUUCAUGGACAGACAAACUGCCUGAAGAUGGAGAUUCAGAUUUCUCCCACUCCAACUCUCCUUCCCCUUCUUCUCUCACUGACAUCCACCUUGAGAUCAAAGAGCAGAGUGAAACGGACCAAACUGUCCCAAAGCAAUAUUGCAGCAAAAUCUCAGAGACAGAUCAGUUCCCUUGUGCUCAGAAACUUCACUGGUGCAGUGAACAGAUCUUCUCAUCACAUAGUCCCACCACCCGAGCCAUUGAGUCCCAGCUUGCCCCAUGUGUUUCAAUGCUGCAGAGACUGAGUCUGCUCACACUGACUGUUCUGAUGGACAAACACUCACCCUUCAGCAAGCAAGGAUGGAACUGGACUGUUCCGAAAGUCUACAGAAAGAUAAAUGCUUCAGAGCAGAAGAACAGGAAGGUGUUUGGUGUACCUUUGCUUCAGAGUGUUCAGUGGUCAGGGAAACCUCUGCCCCCAAGCAUCCUCAGAGCAAUGGAGUUCCUGAAGACUGAAUGCCUGGAUCAGGUCGGCCUCUUCCGGAAGUCUGGGGUCAAAUCUCGAAUUCAGUAUCUAAGAGACAUGAUUGAGGCUGACCCUGAUGGCUUUUCCUUUGAAGGCCAGUCUGCAUUCGAUGUAGCCGACAUGAUAAAGCAAUAUUUCAGAGAUCUACCUGAGCCCAUUUUCUCCAGCAAGCUGUGUGAGAGUUUCCUGCACAUCUACCAGUAUUUCCCAAAGGAUCAGCAGUUUGCAGCAGUCCAGGCUGCCAUCUUCCUCCUGCCUGAUGAGAACCGAGAAGCUCUUCAGUGCCUCCUCUUCUUCCUCCAUGAAGUGGUGGCCUGUGUGGAAGAAAACCAGAUGACCCCGACAAAUAUUGCUGUGUGCUUGGCCCCCUCUCUCUUCCAUCUCAAUGUCCUCAAGAGAGACAACACCAGCAGCAGAGCAGGCCAGAGGAAGUACAGCUUGGGAAGGCCAGACCAGAGGGAUCUGAGUGAGAAUCUGGCUGCUACUCAAGGGCUGGCGCAUAUGGUGAUGGAGUGUACCCGACUGUUCCAGAUGCCACCUUACUGGCAUGAAAGGAAUCCCAGCACCUUUAAUGAAGACAUCCUGAACAUGGAUGAGACCGAUCUAGCAGACCGUGCCCGGCUAGAUGUUUCAGUCCAACAGCUCCUCAAGGAGAUGAGGGAGAAGACCAAAAGCUGGGUAAUCUGCUCCACCUCUGAUCAUGUGGAUGUGGCAUUUAAAAAGGUGGACGAUGGUUACCCAUUGCCGUUGUGGAGGGGGACGGUAGAAGUGGACGCUCCCCAGAAAGAUGUUCUUCAACGUGUCCUAAGAGAACACAGCCAGUGGCAGAGCGACCUCCAGCACAGUGAGGUGGAGACCCUGGACAAGGAUUCUGAGAUCUACCAGUUCACCCUGCAGGCAGUUGGCACAAGACCACCAGUGCAACAUGUGCUUUUGAGGACGUGGCAGUCUGAUCCUUCAGCAGGGGCUCUGUUCGUGGCGGCCACUUCAGUCGAACGCGGUGAUGUCCCAAACAAAGGGGUUACAGCCCAAGUGCUGUGCUGCAUGUUCCUGGUGGAGCCGACGGGGCCAAAAAAGUCACGACUCACACAUUUUUGUCGCACUGAUACCAGGGGCCGAUCUUUGGAGUGGCACAGUAAAGUUGGUGGGCACCUGCUUUCAUCCACCCUGGUGGCAAUCAGAGACUCCUUUAAGCCUAAGACGAAAGACGCAAAGCUCACCUUGAACUGAUUCAGAAGAAGAAAAGGAAAAAAAACGAACACAGCACUGUUGUAUGUGGAGAACGCAGGAUGUCAGAAGGUGUUUCACAGGAAGCGUGGGACAAUUACAGAGCGUUUUCUGCCAGAUGAUUCCGGUUGACAAAGAAGGACAAGCGUAUGACGAGAUGUUCCAGGACAGUCGGUCUGCUUGGUUUAUCAAGACUGACAAGGAAGAGUGUCAGAGUAAUGAAAUGUCUCAUCCCAUUUGAAGGACCGUUUCACAAGCUAACAGACUGCAAAGGUUGUCUCAGACACCCGCAGUUUUUAAAAGCAUUACAAGGACGAUUGGGUGACAGUGUGAAAAUCUGCUUCUUUGAAAAGUCAGCCUCGAUGUUGUUCGAUGGAGAGACACCACAGGUGCAUUACCUCCAGCGGCGGCUCGUGAUCACAGACGUUGGGAAGGUAGAGUGACGUUAAUAACGACAAAACAAAAUAAAGUUGACGGGCUAUUGCAUUUGACUUAUGCUAAAGGCUAAUAUCUAAUGAUUUUUUUUAAGAGUAAUAGGCAGUCAAGACUCGACAACACACUCAUCCAAUGUAGCGUCCAGCAGCUCAUAUCUUUGUUCGACUGCGUUUCUGAUACAGAAGGUGUUUUUCCAAGAGAGCGCAUAUCAUUAACCAGAUUCACCAGGUUUCUGGAAGAUUCUCAAAAACCACACACACACAAAAAAAAAUAGGCAUUAGAAAAAAAUAAAUGUUUCUCAGCCUUUUGUGUAGCCACUGUAUGUGUGUAUUCACAUCCCCCCUCUCCCAGAUAUAAAUUUCUUGCAAAUUAUUUUCUAUAAAACUAAUUUUUUUAAUUGAGAGUUUAUUUAUUUAUUUAUAUGCCUCGUUUUGUUUUUCGCUCCAUUUCCUUAUAAAUGCACCAAGGGGAGUCUGAGCGAAACGGUAUUUCAAUGCACUCUAUACUUGUAUAUGGAUGUAUUGAUAAUAAAGCUCCAUUAAAAUCGUUGCGGCUGCAGAGUAUUUUUUAAAUACUUCAAUUUGGCGUAAAAAGAAAAGCAACACUGUUGUUAACUGCCUUCUCUGCUGCUGCUCCUCAAGAAACAAAAAAAAAAACGUUCAUAAAGUGAGCAUGAGGCAGCGUCGUUCCCACCCCAAUGGACAUUUAUUUAUUAGGGCUUGUUGUAGUUCCCAUUUCUGGCCACUAGGUGCAAUAAUAACUCUAUAGCGCUAAAUGGAGCAGUGAGCAUGCUCGUAUAAUCACGCAACAUUGAAAAAGGUGAGCGAAUCAACAGAACAUCAGCUUUUAUUCUCUCCACAUUCACUGGAUAUGAGCAAUCGCACGCUCCGAUUGGCUACUCUCCUACAAGGAUAUCAGCUCAUAUACCGUGAGUAGAAAAAAACAAAAUGGCAGCACGUGUUGCUGAACCAACCGAGGAAGAAAUAAAAACUCAAAACCAAAAAAGCAACAAAAUAUGGAAUGAUAAGAACAUACCUCUUUUUUGGUUGUUUUUCAAGAAUUAUCAUCACAUUUUUCACAAAUUGCUCCUGUCAUUUCGCCAGUUUCUUUACAUUCUAAGCGGAAAUUAUUUUGUCAGACGUUUUGUAUAAAGUUUAUUUAUCGAAUUUGCAAAACAUUAAAAUAAAAAAAUGCUCCGUUUCUCAAAAUCCAGUGAAUGUGGAGAGAAUAAAACAGUUAUUCCACUCAGUCUUGUUGUACAUGGAUUAUAGACAACUCGGUGCCAUGCGCCUCGGUGCCAUGCGCCUCGUCGCCUAUCAGCUCAUGUACGACUCGAUCUUGUGGAAUAACUCUUAAAUAUCUGUCAAACAGCAACGCUUCUUAAAAUUGUUGGUCAGUCAGAAAGAGAUAUUUAAAAUGUACUGUAUUGUGUGAAUGAACUUUAUGAAGAUUAAUAAUUAGUGAAGAUAUUAACCUGUAUAUGGUGGGACUCGGCCUUACCUGCCCCUCCGGAUGAGCCGCCGCUGGUGAUGCCAAAGUGUCAGAGUUGUACAAUUCGAACAACUGUAACUAACAUUCGCAUAUUUAUUCCAAAGUGUUUCUGACAGCGCUCGAGGGCACGAACGCGAUCCGGUGUGUUAUAACGGAGUUUAAUGAUGUUCACUAAAUGCCAGGCUUCAAGUAACGUUGCAAUAUGAAUAUGUAUUGGUAUUAAACAUAUUUAAUUAAAGAAAUGACGACAUGAUGUGAUUUAUUUUAUUGAACUUAUAAAUCUUUUUUAUAAUGACUUAAUAUAAUUUAAUAUAACAAUGUAUUAACUGUUACAGAAGAGAUUAUUUAAACAUCUAAAUCAUUAAAGAUGCCUUGGACCGUCUGAGCUGGUGUUUUUUUUAUUAAUUUUCAUGCUACAUGUGACACUAAUCAGCUCUAAUUAAACGCAUUCAUUGUUCAUUGUUAAAUAAAUAUAUAUUUUUCAUUUUCAUGGAUUUGAAUGAAAUGUUUAUCAGACUGUUGAUACAGUGUGCAUGGAUUAAAACGUUGUGUAAAGAUAUUUUCAGACAGACAGAACUGUGGGGUGUGUGUUAUCAAAACACGCAUGCACACAAGUUUGUUGUGUGCUUCCACUUGGAAUCAUUAUUAUAGGAUUUAUUUUUAAAUAAUUUGAUAUGUAAUAAAUUUUAUCGAUGAAAAUUUAUGUGAAUGAACACAGGACAUGGUGCCUCCUUUUCCUCGAGACACACACACAAUGUGAAUUUUAAUCCCUUUGUAAUUAGCAUUAAUAUUAAAAGUAAUGUUAGAGUUUA